Messenger RNA from Trematosphaeria pertusa, 2435 nucleotides. RefSeq names its product MFS general substrate transporter. The transcript is spliced from 2 exons. The record is from RefSeq and is a predicted model, not a curated record. Gene Ontology annotation, molecular function: transmembrane transporter activity. Gene Ontology annotation, biological process: transmembrane transport. Lineage: Eukaryota; Fungi; Ascomycota; Dothideomycetes; Pleosporales; Trematosphaeriaceae. The coding region runs from base 302 to 2086 and encodes 594 amino acids.
GCUCCUAUUCGACCAACCCCGGGAAAACUACGUCACGUCGGCAACUCGCCGCUUUUCCGGCAAGAAACUUUAUUUCCGGCAACGUCUUUCGCUCGCGGUACAAGAGAGGGGCGAACUGGUACGGAAAAGCCCUGAAAGGCGAUAUCUCCGUGCUUGGGAGGCGCGAGAUCCGUUCUGCGGAGAAAUGUGAUCCCUGCAGUGCAUCCGUACAUCAUGAUAUAAAACUGACGAUGACCUCACUGCAGCUAAAUUUCGAUGGACAGCACCGACAGAACGGCCAAUCUGAACCACAAAAACCAUAAUGACGGAUAGAGCAGGGGAAGAUCCACUGGCUAAAGGCCCUGGGCGAUUCCAACAGGCAUCGUCGUCGUCGGAAAUAGAUCCGGAAAAGCCACGACGAGGGCGAAGACAUUCAGUAUCCAGUUCGAGUUCGUCGUCGAGCCUCGAUUCAGACGAUAAAGACGCCGAUGGACAUCGCCCCACCAGCCGCGAGCUGCGGCACUCGAUAUCCCGCUCGCGCAGUCGCCGUUCGUCUCGCGCGCCAGAAGCUACGACCACAGGCCUCUCGCAGCACCUCUCACGCACUCUCUCGAGACGCGACACCGUGCUAUCGCGUAUACGCACGAGACCAAAUGUCCCGCCUUUCAACCAUCCUUUGGCGCACCAGCCCACGACCGCAGAUGUCAUCGUCGACUUCGACGGCCCCGACGAUCCAUACCGCCCGCUCAACUGGCCGACCAAGAAAAAAGUCAUCACCACGAUGCUCUACGGGCUCACCACGAUGAGCGCGACAUGGGCCUCCUCGGCCUACAGCGCCGGCACCGAGCAAGUCAUGCGCGAGUUCCACGUCGGGACCGCAGUGGCCACGCUGGGGACGACGCUGUUUCUCUUCGGCUUCGGCGUCGGGCCGCUCCUCUGGGCGCCGCUUUCGGAGGUCUAUGGCAGGCGCGUUGCGGUACUGACGCCGAUGUUUGUGGCGAUUUGCUUUAGCUUUGCGUCGGCGACGGCGAAGGACUUCCAGACGCUGAUGCUGACGAGGUUUUUUGGCGCGUUUUUUGCGAGCGCGCCGGUUACGAAUACGGGCGGUGUGUUGGGGGAUUUGUUUAGUCCCGCGUGGAGGGGGAUUGCUAUGGCGGGGUAUGCGAUGGCCGUUGUGGGUGGGCCUUGUGUUGGCCCCAUUGUCUCCGCCGCCUUCGUCGUCCAGCCCUCCCUCGGCUGGCGCUGGACCGAGUACUUCACCGGCAUCCUACAAGCUGUCAUCCUCGUCUUCGCCAUCCUCUUCAUCGACGAAUCCUACCCGCCCAAACUCCUCGUCUACAAAGCGCGGCGCCUCCGCCACGAGACCGGGAACUGGGCCCUACACGCCAAGUUCGAAGAAUGGGACGUCAGCAUCGCCGAGCUGGUAAGAAAAUUCCUCGUCCGCCCCGGCCAGCUUCUCAUGACGCCCAUCUGCUUUCUCGUUGCGCUGUACGCGAGCUUCUGCUACGGCAUCCUGUACAUGCAACUCGGCGGCAUCCCGAUCAUCUUCGGCGAAGUGCGCGGCUGGAAACAGCUCCCAGCCACCCUACCGUUCUUAGGGAUGCUGCUCGGCGCCUUCCUCGGCGGCGCGGCGAACGUCUACAACCAACUGCUCUACAACAAAGCCUACCGCGCAGCCGGCAACCGCGCCGUCCCCGAGAAGCGCCUCCCGCCCAUGAUGGUCGGCUCCGUGCUGUUCUCCGCGGGGCAGUUCCUCAUGGGCUGGACGGCCGAUCCGUCGAUACACUGGAUCGCGCCCGUGCUCGGGCUGGUGAUGAUGGGAACGGGGUUUUUUACUAUCUUCCAGGCGGCGCUGAAUUAUUUGGUCGAUACGUUUACGCUGUAUGCGGCGAGCGCGGUUGCGGCGAAUACGUUUCUGCGGAGUUGUUUCGCCGGCGCGUUCCCGCUCGUCGUGGGACCCAUGUAUCAUAAUAUUGGCGUGGGGCCGGGGAGUAGUGUUACGGGGGGCUUUGCGGCGCUGCUUAUUCCCGUGCCGUUUGUGUUUUAUGCGUAUGGGAAGAGGAUUCGGAGGGUGAGUAGGUGGAGUCGGGGGAGUGUGUAUGAUUGAGGAAGGAGAGGGGGGUAGAAUGGGAAUGAGGGACUCGAUGGGAUGGCAGAGCCCCUUGGGCAUUGAUGUCCUUCUUCUACUUCACCUCUUUACUUACUCUCUCUGACGCCUUGGCUCGACAUCAGCCAUGCCAAGUCACGAGGCCGAAGAGUUUCUUGCCCGGCGACAAACGAGCGCGAAGUAUCUCCGCGAUUCCAUCCAUCCUCUAUCGCCAAAAUCCUCUUCCUUCUUCCGCACGAACAAAAAGGGAAGAAAUUAGCCGCUCGCUGUGUUUCGCACCGUUGCUUAGCUCAACGUCCACGGAAGGCGUGUAUGGCAUCUGCUGUGGGGGCUGGAGGAGGGGACAAAA